Molecule: messenger RNA, 1551 nt
Organism: Peniophora sp. CBMAI 1063
Lineage: Eukaryota; Fungi; Basidiomycota; Agaricomycetes; Russulales; Peniophoraceae
Source: the annotation of a GenBank genome assembly
AUGCUGGAAGUCUUUCUGACCCUCUUCGCGACUGCGGCCAUCUUUUGCUAUCGGCGUGUUAGGGCCAAUGCCGCUCCGGGUAUCCUGGUACUGCGGCCCUUUGUGUCGCCUCUCAGCACCCUCGGCUUCAUGUUCCGCAAUCAUGACGUCCUCAAUCCGGGAGGACGCUGGAGUUGGAGAGCGCGCCAAUCUGCGUAUGGAGACUAUCAAAAUGAUAUGGUUGCCUUUGUCCCUUUCAUACCGUACUCCCGCGCUGGCGAAUACCACAUCUCGUCGCUAGAGGUUAUGAAGCAGGUUUGGGGAAACGACAGUCAUGCUCAACAUGUCAAACCUCCCGACUUGAGUCUUGUACGGUUGUUCGGCAUCAGCGUCGCCAGCGGUGGAGGCGAGUCGUGGCGCCGUCACCGGCGCCUUGUAGCCCCGACGAUCAAUAACACCACUGUUCGAACCGUCUGGUAUGCCACUAGACGCGUUAUCAGAGAGAUGUUCUCAGAAGAGAAAUGGGACGAACGUGAUCAAGUGACUGUCCAUGACGUUCACCCUCCCAUUCUCAAAUUGACUCUGGCGACUCUGUGUGAAGCCCUUUUCGGCGUCAGGGCAUCGUGGUCGUCUUCUAUGGACGAUAGCUAUCAAUUCAAGGAAUCUUUGCGGGUCGUGUCCGAGUCACUUGUACCCCGUCUCAUCCUUUCUAGUUGGAUCUAUGGAUGGACUUCAAAACUCCGUGCCAUCGAUCAAGCUUGGACAGACGUGAUAUCCUAUGUCUCGGGAUCAAUUCAACAUGCGAAGGUGGCGCAAGAGGGCACCGAGGUCGACAGGAAGACAAACAUACUGGAGCAGCUUACAGCAUCCGCCUUUGGUUCUUCAUCAAAAUAUACUCUGACAGACCGCGAGGCAAUUGCGAAUGUCUUCACCCUCCUCUUCGCGGGACACGAAACCGUCGCCUCGACACUGCUUACUGUGUUGAUGUAUCUCGCGAUACAUCAGGAUGAACAGCUGAAGGCCGUAAAGGAGAUACAGGAUGUGCUUCACCAAGACGUGCCGGAGGACGCGGAAUUUGAAGGUCAUGGCCGUCUCGUCCAUACGCUGCAUUGCUUCUGGGAGGCACAGCGUCUUCUGCCUACUGCUUUCUUCAUGCCGCGCGAGAUGACUCAGGACUUGGUCGUUCACGUCACUCGUCCAGAGCCCACGACAGUCGUGCUCCAGAAGGGCGACAUAGUCAUCGCCGACCUGGUGGCCAUCUUCAGAAACCCGCACGUAUACGAGGACCCCGAGGCGUUCCGCCCAUCGCGCUGGGACGGCGUAUCAGAACACGAGUUUCCUGGGUUCGGUUACGGGCCGCGGAUCUGCGUUGGGCGCAAGCUCGCUCAGACCACUGGUCUAGCCGUACUUGCGACUAUCUUGCAAACCUGGAAGAUUGAACCGCUUCUCGGGGAUGGAGAGAGCUUUGACCAGUAUGCGGAGCGUGUGACGCGACAAAUCGCUUUUGUCGGGACGUCGUGGGUGUUUAAGGAUGCUCCUCUCACGUUCACGAAGCGCGCGUCUACAGGGUGA